Messenger RNA from Aspergillus ibericus CBS 121593, 1152 nucleotides. RefSeq lists its product as uncharacterized. The transcript has 4 exons. The record is from RefSeq and is a predicted model, not a curated record. The coding region runs from base 1 to 1152 and encodes 383 amino acids. NCBI's taxonomy places the organism in Eukaryota, Fungi, Ascomycota, Eurotiomycetes, Eurotiales, Aspergillaceae.
AUGGAUGCAUUUCUGCCUUUUAUGCCCACAGAUACAGACCUACAGGACCCCUUAGCUUCAGAGUACAUGAGAAAUGCAGGCCACCUUGCAACUGCCGAUUUUCAAGCGAAUGGGACCAGUCGCGGUGCUUCCGGCUCCCACUGGACCGACAAAGAGGUGAACGCUGUUCGAGCUAUCCCUUUGAUCAAUAUCGACCCUAAACGCAUUGUUCCCGAAAGGUUUUUUCCAGGGGACAAUAAUGAAGUUCCAGUGUUCAUCUUCCUUCGCAACGCUCUCCGGGCAGCAUCGUAUGACGAUAUUCGACAAUACAACUCAGGCAAAUUUGCCCAAAAUAGGUAUCAGCAACUUUUCGACUCGCUUUCAAACUUAAGUACAACUAAAGGUUCUGAAGAUGCAAUCAUAAAACAGCACCGGCGAUGCGGCAGCUCUAGCUCGGAGCUCUCUUCAUCGAGCUAUGAAGAGAGCCCUGAACCCGCGUCAACCUUAGCUCUAAUUGAAUUCCUCAAAACUACCAUGCUAAACAUGGGAGAUUAUAAAUUGCUGGGCAUGGUACCGCAAAACAGUGACAUGUUCCUGAAAAGCGCUCUCAAUCCCAUCCGGUUUGUUUGGAGGAUGGCUGGUGUACCAUUUGAGGCCACAAAUGACGGAGGAAUUUUCGUUAACUUCCGCGGCCCCUAUAGUCACUCGGACAGGUAUUCUAAAGUGCCUGUGGUCAGCAUGGAGUGUAAACCGAGACAUGCUGGCGGUAUCAAGCGAGGUUCAGGGGAGGCUGAAGCCUUCAUUCCUUCAAUCUUUGCUCAGGAAGUCGCGGAGCUGAUUGGAGGCAUGGUUGCUCAAAGACGCAUGCCAAUGAAACACCCAGAUCAGGAGACAUUUGUGCUCAGCAUGCACGGGACGCUUUUCUAUAUCAGCACAGCAUAUUUCUCGCCUGAUUAUAUUCACUACAUCGAGGCGAACCACCCCGCAAACACCGACAAUGCAGAUGUUGCAAAUCUCUUUCUCUGGGUCCGAAGGUCGGUCCAGUUCGACCUCAAGAUUGUCACACAAAGGAUCGAGGCCCUCAAAUUUGUGUGGGCCUUGAUUACUUACAUCGCAAGUGGGGAAGCCAAGGUCAAUAUUGUUCUCUCAGCAUUGAACGCACCCCGAGACUAA